AUUAAGCUGCCCUGGUGUCAUAGUCCAGUUCUGUCAGGUUUUAUGUUACGUAUUGACUGUAACAUCAGUUAUAAAUGCCUCCUUUUAACUGCAUGUUUAAUAUUUGUUAAGAUAAUUAAUGUUUAGGUGAUAUUUUGAGGGGCUAAGGCUAUAUUCAAAGUGUAGCUAGCUUCCAGGAGCUUCACGGAAGAGCAGGAGUCCACUGUGGGCAGGAUAGGUCACUGAUCCGCGUCUAUAUGGAGACUUAAGACAUCAUUAUAACUUUCUCCGCAUCACUCAAUUAUUUAAAAUGUCGCAUCUUGACCCAGACGAAACCACUCCGCUGCUGCGGGACGAUGCCAGCAGUGAUGACUCCCAGGAUGACGACUACAGAAGCCGGUGGAGGUCAAUCCGAGUUUUAUACUUCACUAUGUUCCUCAGCAGUGUAGGUUUCACCAUCGUCAUCACAUCGCUAUGGCCCUAUUUGGAGAAGGUGGACAGCAGCGCAGACGCCAGCUUCCUGGGCUGGAUGGUUGCAGCCUACAGUCUUGGCCAGAUGGUGGCCUCGCCUCUGUUCGGCCUGUGGUCCAAUCACCGGCCCCGGAAGGAGCCGCUGGUGUGCUCCGUCGCCAUCAACCUGGCAGCUAAUAUCUACUACGCCUACGCGUACCUCCCAAAGACCAAUAACAAAUACCACAUGCUCAUUUCCAGAGCUUUUGUUGGCUUUGGAGCAGGUAAUGUCGCUGUGUCGAGGUCAUAUGUUGCUGAAGCUACAUCUCUGAAAGAGAGGACCGGAGCCAUGGCCAACAUGAGCGCCUGUCAGGCUCUGGGCUUCAUCCUUGGACCAGCGCUGCAGGCGUGCUUGUCCUUCGUUGGGGAAAACGGCGUCACAGUGAAGUUCCUGGAACUGCAGCUCAACAUGUACACCACACCGGCUCUCCUGGCUGCAGCUUUUGCCCUCAUUAACAUCCUGCUGGUUCUGCUGGUGCUCAAAGAACACCGCGUGGAUGAAGAUGGAAAGCACAUCAGAUCCAUUAAUUACACCUCAGAGGAGAGAGUUGAUAUCCUUGAUGAACCUGUGGAAUCAAUCGACCAUGUAGCCGUUGUGACCUCCAACGUCCUGUUCUUUAUCGUCAUGUUCAUCUUCGCCGUGUUUGAAACGAUUUCCACCCCUCUGUCCAUGGACAUGUUCGCCUGGACGAGGAGAGAAGCUGUGCUUUACAACGGUAUCAUUAUGGUCGGGAUUGGAUUCCAAUCCAUCCUGGUCUUUCUGGUGGUCAAAGCAGCCGCCUCCAGGUUCGGGGACCGUCCCGUGUUGCUUGCAGGUUUCUUUAUCAUAUUCUUAGGCUUCAUCAUUCUGCUUCCGUGGGGAAAUCAUUUCCCUAAAAUCCAGUGGGCAGACCUGAAAAACAACUCUUUGGUCAGUCUGAAGACUGAGGUUACGUUAUUGGCCAAUGGGACUGUGGAGCCGACAGGCUGCCCCUACGAGCAGACCUGGUGUCAGUAUAUCCCUGCUAUACACCUGGCUCAGUACAUAACAUCAGACUUCCUCAUUGGGGUGGGUUACCCAGCCUGUAACGUCAUGUCCUACACCCUUUAUUCCAAAAUACUCGGACCAAAACCUCAGGGUGUAUACAUGGGCUGGAUGACCGCCUCUGGGAGCGGGGCGCGAACGCUGGGCCCCGUCUUCGUCUCUCACAUCUACACCCUCCUGGGACCCCGCUGGGCCUUCAGCCUAAUCUGCGCUAUGGUGGUAGGGGCCGUCAUCCUCCUCCUCUCAGCCUACCACAGACUCAUCGCCUUUUCUGUUCGCCACGGGAGGAUCGUGGAGUGACGGAUCACUAAAAGGACUUAAUGAAACUUCCUACUGGUAUAUUAUUCCAGGUUUUCUGCUGUGACAGAAAAUGUGAUUGCUGCUUCUUAUUUGAAAUGUGGGGACGGAUCAAUUUUUAGAUUGUAACUCAGGGUUUUAAUCUUAAACCUUAAAAGUAAAGAGAUUUUAAUGGGUUGUUUCUAUUGAAAUGACUGGAGGCAGAUCCACUAGAGGGAGCUGGUGCUGCACCUGAAUAUGCUCUUGUCUUAAAGGACUAUUACGCACCAUAAAGAACAACAUAAUUAAGCUUUGUUGUUUUAGUGGUGCAAGAAUUAAGAAUUUCCAGUUUAACUUUUGACCAUUGAUGCACUAUAACAAGAAUACAGAUGGUAUUUUUAAAAGAUGAUUUUAAUAGCUUUACCUGUAGUUUGAAACUAUGGGAGUUUUUUUCUCAUUCCUAAUUUAUUCAGAAAGAUAUUUCUGAAUGUUUUUUUGGAUAAUAAUGGACUGAAUGAUGCAUUAAAUGUUUAACCUGA
Cyprinodon variegatus (sheepshead minnow) is the source of this 2328-nucleotide messenger RNA. It is a transcript of the gene mfsd8, whose product is annotated as major facilitator superfamily domain containing 8. The coding region runs from base 290 to 1813 and encodes 507 amino acids. Gene Ontology annotation, cellular component: lysosomal membrane. Gene Ontology annotation, molecular function: transmembrane transporter activity. The record is from RefSeq and is a predicted model, not a curated record. Gene Ontology annotation, biological process: transmembrane transport. The transcript has 12 exons. NCBI's taxonomy places the organism in Eukaryota, Metazoa, Chordata, Actinopteri, Cyprinodontiformes, Cyprinodontidae.